UUAUGACCCAACAAACACCAUUCCGUACAACCUUAAACAAUGUUUCUAUAUUUCACUCUCUCUCUCUCUCUCUCUCUCUCAAAUCCAACACACAAAAUAAAGUUUCGAUUUUUCAUUAUAUAACUCUGAAAUAGAAUGAAGGGUUUCAAUUUCACAAAUUUCUAAGAUUCCCCAGACGAAAAUUUGUCCCAACUGUGUUUUCCCUCUUUUACCUCUGUCACUUUUUUUUAAUAAGUUUUGUUCUUUUGCUGUUUGGAUUCUUACUAAAAAAACAAAAAUAUAAACCCAAAAAAAGAAAGAAAAAAUCCAGCAACAAAAGUGUUUCUUUAACCUUCCCUACACUAUCACUUUCAUCAAUUCAUUUGUCAUUAGCUUUUGAACUUUCUUCUUAUGUGUACUUGAAAAUUCUUCAAUAAUCAUAUAUGGGUUUAUGAGGUUUAUGUGCUUGUUUGUUGUUCUUUGUUUGGUGAUGUUGUUUUGUUAGACAGUUAGAGGCUCUUUGUGUUGUUUAUUUUUCAGUUUAGUAAUGGAAGAUUCAGCUAAGAUGCGGUUGGUGAGGUGCCCCAAGUGUCAAAAUGUUCUUUCUGAGCUUUCUGAUUAUUCUGUUUAUCAAUGUGGUGGUUGUGGUGCUGUUCUUAGAGGAAAGGUUAAUAAUGGUAAUGGAGUAGUUGCUGGUAAGUCAGGAAAUUCCUUCAGGAAAGAUGUUGCUGUUCUGAGCGAUGAUUCGGAUGUUGAUGUUAAGUCCAAUGGCGGCUUCUCAAGGGAGGAUCGAAGGGAUUCGGAGAAACCGAAUAAGGGAAAACAUGAGAGGAUUCUGAAUCGUUUCGAGGAUGGUAGCGAGAAAGGGGUUUUGGAGAAUGGUUUUGAUGUCAAAGAUGAAGGGGGUAAAGGAAUAAGAAGGGAAAAACAGGAACCAAAGUUUCAAGUUGGAGGGUCUAGUUUCCCAAGGAGAACGUCGAAUUGGCCAAAUGAGGAGAGAGUCGAUAUGGAGCAGUUUCGAAGAAAUCCAUCAGUUGAUAUAGAAGGUGUGAGAUUUUCCACUUUGAAUUAUCCUGAUGAAGGAACAUCAAGAUUUUCUUAUAAUUAUGGGGAACGGAUGAACAAUUAUAACGACAUGGAUGGUGCGAGCAGGGUUCAGCACCUCGAGCAAGAUCGAGCCGAGCUUCUUAGAAAGCUGGACGAGUUAUCAAAGCAGCUGAACAAUUCUUCGGAAAUGGUUAGUAAUCCUAAAGAAAAGGGUCAUCUUGAUGCAAAGAUGGUUCCUCCAGAUCCUCAAAGUGGCAUCGAUACUUGGUUUCCAAACGGUCCUUUAGGGUCGAACCGGACGUCGAGGCAAUUCUUUGGUCCUAAUAAAAAUAUUGCAGGUCCUCCUGCUUUCAAUUACCAUCAUGAUCCAUAUGGCUAUACAAGUGGUCAUGAAAUGUCCAUGCAUAACUUCCACUCUUCGAUGCAUAACCCAAACUAUAUUCCUGGAUAUGGCGAUCCGUUUGCACCGCAAAUGAUGCGAGGUUCACAUCUGUUAUCCCACCAAUUCCCGCCGCAACAACCAAUGCAUCCCUACUUUCCUGGACACUAUGCUGAUACUAGUCAAGAUUCAUAUCAACAAUACACAAAUAAUCCUAUUCCGCACCUGCCUUCUUGCUCUUGUUUUCAUUGCUACAACAACAAAAGAAGAGGUUCAAUGCCGGCACCGCCUGCUACUUUUCUUAACAACAGAUUCCCUCAUACGUUGAAUGAUAAUCCUAUGUUAUACCGUCACGAGAUUCCAGGGGAAGUUGGUCAACAUGUUCAUAACUCUCGAGCUGCUAUUCCGGCUGCAAGUUCUCGUGAAAAGCAAUUACAUACAAGAUUGCAUAGUGACUUCAAUUCAGAGAUGAGUGAUUUUGUCAAGAGCCGUCCUCAAAAAGUAAUGUCGACUAGUGGUAGUAAGCAGCGUUGCCAUCCUAUAGCAGGUGGUUCUCCUUUCAUCACAUGUUAUAAUUGCUUUGAGUUACUACAACUUCCUAAAAAAGUACUGGCUAAGGUGAAAAAUCGGAAGCAGAUAAUGCGAUGUGGAGCUUGUUCUUCAGACAUACAUAUUUCUGUCGUCAAUAAGAAGUUAGUUACUUCUAGUCAUGCAGAAAUGGAGGAAACUACCACAAGGAUCAAUGAUGCUUCUAUUGAAGUUGUGAAUAGCCGUGUGUCGCAUUCUCAUGGUCAUUUGAACACACCUGGUGUUAACUUCUCAUCUGACGAUUAUUCUGGUUAUGAUUUUCUCUCGGUAGAUAGAGGAUCGCCUAUCGUGGCUUCGGACCUGAGCUUGAACUCUCGCAAGCUGCAGGAGAUGCAAAGUUUCCAUUCUUCGUCCCCGAGUACCUCAGAAGAUGAAAAUAAUUCAGAAGUUAUGACUGCACCGGGUGAAGCCGCUAAGUCCAUUCAGCCAACUAAAGCCUCCCAAUCUCCACCACCGGCUGGCUCGCCUCUUCAAGAGUAUCUUGAUUAUUCUAGUAACAACAACCGUGCAGUGAAUCGGUUUGGGAAAGGCAACCAAAGUGGUCGCUCAGAACAUGAGAAUGUGAAAAUAGAAAAGAAUACCUCAAGGCAAAAUUCUUUGAAAGAGGUAGUGCUUGCAACCGAGAUGGAUGUCCAUGAUUAUUCCAACACCGGAACCACACAGGAUUAUGGUGAUGCAAGCCAAGAACAUGGCCAUCCUAGACCUAACAAAGGAGGUGAAUCGUUUUUUGCAAACAUAUUCAAGAAAGGCUCCCGGAGUUCCUCCCAAAAUGACAAAAUAGACGAUCGUGAAAAAUGUAUUGUUACCGUAAAUGGACAACCCUUAUCGGAUCGCAUUGUUAAGAAGGCUGAAAAGAUAGCAGGACCAAUCCAGCCAGGAAAUUACUGGUACGACUCUCGGGCGGGAUUUUGGGGUACCAUGGGUGGACCAUGUCUCGGAGUAAUUCCGCCAUUCAUCGAAGAGUUCAAUUAUCCAAUUCCAGAUAAAUGUGCCGGUGGAAACACCGGCGUUUUUGUCAAUGGUAGAGAACUUCACCAAAAAGAUUUAGAGUUGCUUGCUCGUAGAGGAUUUCCAAAUGACGGCAAUGGAUCUUAUAUCCUUGAAAUUUCCGGGAGACUCUUGGAUGUAGACACAGGUGAAGAGCUAGUCGGCCUCGGAAAACUUGCACCGACGGUGGAGAAAGCAAAACAUGGAUUUGGCAUGAAAGUACCUAAAUCAGCAGCUGCAUGAUCAAAGUGUAGAAAUAAGGAUUUUGUAAAGGUUUGAGAAGUUGACAAGGAUUUGGCAUGGAUUUGGAAAAUUACUUUAUAUGAGACCACAUGGAAAUUUUUUUAUAUGUUUGAAAAAUACUUGAAGUUUCUUCUAUUUGUUGAGAAAAAUGUUGAUGAUUUGCAUUUUGAUUGUAUUUUGUAAAUUUUUCAUUCUUAUUUGGUGGAAAAAAAACAUAAAUGAUUUUGUGCUUGCA
Molecule: messenger RNA, 3458 nt
Organism: Cicer arietinum (chickpea)
Lineage: Eukaryota; Viridiplantae; Streptophyta; Magnoliopsida; Fabales; Fabaceae
Biological process (GO): regulation of defense response to fungus
Source: RefSeq, a predicted model, not a curated record